GGUAUUUAAGUAAUAUUACAAAAAUCCCAUGAAGACAUCACCCCACCAAUUGAAGUAAAGAAAAUGAAAAUGUAAUAGCCCAACUACUAUUUUUUUUUUUUUUUUUUGAAAGUGGCAUGAAAACUCAAGUAGGCAAAAUACCAAACCCAAAAAUACUUUAAGCCAAAACAGAACACAAGUCAUCAAUACUCCUGAAAUCAACAAAUGUCUUCAACAUAUUCCUCCUAAAUUCAAAUUCUCUGCAGUUCAAUGGCUGUCACAAUCCAUUUUCCACCAUUGUUGCUUCUCUUAUUAUAUUCAUCUUAUUUUAUACACGAAUCUGUCCAGCUGGCCCCUCAAAACAUUCAAGUGUUUUAUCCUGUCCCUCUUCUUCCUCCUCCACUUCCACGUCCACCACCACCAUCACCACCACCACCACCACCGCCACUGCUGCCGCCAACGACUGAUACCACGACACCUACUCCCACUCCCGUCUUCACCAGCCCCCCAUCAAGUUCAUCGAAUAAAACCGUUGCUAAAGCGGUUGCUGCGACAGCUGCAACUACUUUGGUUUUAUCAGGGUUGUUGUUUUUACUACUUGUGAGGUAUAAACGUUACCGAAAAGAAAAGGGAAAAGAAACGGGUGAGACGGAUUUACAAGGUGGAAACGAUAACAGAAAUAACAGAAAUACCAUUGAUCCCGUUUUGAUGAUGAAUGAUCAGUUUACGAGAAUUGAAGGGAUCAAAGGGGUGAUUGUUGAUGAAGAAGGAUUAGAUGUACUUUACUGGAAGAAUCUUGAUGAUGACGACGAUGAUCACGGGAAUAAAAAAACUGUUUUUAAGAAAGAAGUUUUAAGGAUCAAUGAGAAAGAAGAAGAAAAGAGAAUGACAGGAGUUGACUUUAGUGGAAGAAAGUCAAAGAAAGUUGAUGUUCAAAUUCAAGAAAUUCCUUUACUUAGAGGAAAAUCUUCAGGUUCUCAUGUUUGGCCUGUAGAAGAGGAAAUACAAAGUCAACAUGAUAUUCCUCCGGUUGUGAAUCAAGAAAUAUUAAUUAGAAGUCUGACGUCGUCACGGUCUCCGCCACCAACACCACCUUCACCGCCGACGCCGCCGCCACCGCCACCGCCACCACCACCUCCACCGCCUCCGGUAGUGGCAGCGAAGAAGAGUCAUGUCCCACCACCACUGUUAGUGCCAAAAUCAGGUAGUUUGACUUCAUCAUCAUCAAAACCACCACCACCUCAGGUGAAACUCAAGCCACUGCAUUGGGAUAAAGUCAACGCUAAUGUGGGACAUCCUACGGCAUGGGACCAGGUGAACAACGGUUCUUUCAGGUUCGAUGGUGAUCUCAUGGAAGCACUUUUCGGGACCGUAGCCGCAAACAAAAAAUCACCACGAGAUAACAGCUCGCCAUCUCCAAAAUCCAAACUGAAAUCAGGUCCACCAUCUCAACGAUUCAUCCUUGAAACCCGCAAAUCACAAAACAUAGCAAUAAUUCUUCGAUCGUUGGUCGUUUCACGACAAGAAAUCAUUGAUUGCCUUCUUGAAGGAAAAGGAUUAGACAUUGAUACCCUUGAAAAGCUCACGAAAAUCAGCCCGACAAAAGAAGAGGAGGAACUUAUUCUUAAUUACGAUCAAGACAUCACGAGGCUAGCAGACGCUGAAUCUUUUCUUUAUCACAUCCUACGAGCUGUUCCUUCGGCGUUUACUCGAUUCAAUGCUAUGUUCUUUAAGUUAAGUUACACCUCCGAAGUGUCACAAAUCAAGAACACUUUACAAACACUUGAAGCGGCUUGCAGAGAGCUUAAAACACGUGGGCUUUUCGUUAAACUUCUCGAAGCAAUUCUAAAAUCUGGAAACCGAAUGAAUGCAGGGACUUCAAGAGGAAAUGCUCAAGCGUUUAAUCUGAAUUCGCUUUUGAAAUUAUCCGAUGUUAAAAGCAGUGACGGGAAGACAACUCUGCUUCAUUUUGUUGUUGAAGAAGUUGUUCGAUUAGAGGGGAAACGAUGCAUGAUUAAUCGAAAUCACAGCUUAAGAAACAGUACCGCUAGCUUAAAGAGUGAUGCCUCUAGAGGCAAAGAUUACAUAAUGCUCGGAUUACCUAUCGUAGGAGGAGUAAGUUCCGAGUAUUCUAACGUCAAGAAAGCUGCCGGAAUCGACUAUGAGGCCGUUUUGAAAUCGUGUGAGAAGUUAAGCGAUCGUUUGGAUGAAAUCAUGAAAAUUGUGGAAGAAUGCGGCGGAGAUGGUGGACACGGUUUCAUGAGGGAAAUGGAGAAGUUUGUCGAGAGGGCAGAACGGGAAAUUCAAGUGUUGAGGAACGAACAAGAACGGGUCAUCGAGAUUGUGAAGAAAACGAAUGAAUAUUAUCAUGUGGGGGGUUCGAAAGAUAAAGGAAGAAAACUGUUUCAGUUAUUUGUGAUAGUUAAGACUUUUCUUGAAAUGGUUGAUAAGGCUUGUGUUGAAAUUGCUAUAAAACUGCAGAAGAGGAGAAAUGUUAACGGAGAGGAGGCGGCAACAGUGGUGCCGCCAAUGCCCAUGUCGCCAACCCGACCGUCGGUGAAGUUUCCGGUGUUGCCGCCAAAUUUUAUUAGUAGCAGUUCAAGUGAAUCAGAUUCCGAUGAAGAUUUGUAAUUAUGUUAAAUGAUUGAUAAGGCUUUUGUUGAAAUUGCUAUAAUGGCGGUGAAGAGGAGGUAGGAACGGUGGUGCCGCCAAUGCCCAGGUCACCAACCCGGCCAUCAGUGAAGUUUCUGGUAUUGCAACCAAAUUUUAUUAGUAGCGGUUCAAGUGAUUCAGAUGAAGAUUUGUAAUUAUUUUAAACAUUGCUCGUUGCUGUUUAUGUGCGUUUGAAACGAGGAGAUCAAUUGUAUUGAUAUCGAGUUCAUUUUUCAAAGUAUUAUGUUUGUUUACUAUU
This is a messenger RNA of Helianthus annuus (common sunflower), 2890 nucleotides long. RefSeq names its product formin-like protein 8. The transcript is spliced from 2 exons. The record is from RefSeq and is a predicted model, not a curated record. Gene Ontology annotation, molecular function: actin filament binding. The coding region runs from base 250 to 2610 and encodes 786 amino acids. Lineage: Eukaryota; Viridiplantae; Streptophyta; Magnoliopsida; Asterales; Asteraceae. Gene Ontology annotation, biological process: actin nucleation; actin cytoskeleton organization.